AUGAAGUCACGGAAGACCGUCUUCGCUUCUCUGGUCACAUUAAGAGGAGACCGUCUGAUUGUCCAAGUUGUCCUGGGGAUGCUCCCAGUCCCGAACUUGAAAAGGCCUCCUAGUCGUGCAAAAAAGUUGUGGACGGAGGUGGUAAGGGAAUAUGUGAGGACACUUGGCAUUGACAGACACUUCGGUCGAGACGUAAAAUUCCGUUUAUUUAAUAGCGACGGAUGGACAGAUUCUAUCCGAGCUCUAGCUGAAGAUCGAAAAGGAUGGUCUCAGAUGUCUAUAAGGACGACACAUCCCUGCGAAGACAAGGAUACCCGCGUUAGACCGCAACACCCUCCCGCCGUUUAA
Molecule: messenger RNA, 348 nt
Organism: Necator americanus (New World hookworm)
Lineage: Eukaryota; Metazoa; Nematoda; Chromadorea; Rhabditida; Ancylostomatidae
Exons: 1
Coding region: 1-348 (115 amino acids)
Source: RefSeq, a predicted model, not a curated record